This is a messenger RNA of Pyricularia pennisetigena, 297 nucleotides long. RefSeq lists its product as uncharacterized. Bases 1 to 297 code for a protein of 98 amino acids. The record is from RefSeq and is a predicted model, not a curated record. NCBI's taxonomy places the organism in Eukaryota, Fungi, Ascomycota, Sordariomycetes, Magnaporthales, Pyriculariaceae. The transcript is spliced from 2 exons.
AUGCGUGUGCUUAUCAGCGAGCUUAGGGCUGAACGGGUCAUCAUGUUCAUGGCCAUUUCUGCGCUGACGUGGACUCAUCUCUUAAGGCGUGAAGGAGGCUCGCGUCAGGUUUAUGCCCAGAGGUGGAGGAGGCUGACGUUCAGCUUCAAGCCGCUGACCACCCAGCUGUGCAUCAUUUCGCCCGACACGGUCACCAUCCACAACGGUGCAAAGUCCAAAGCAACAUGCGGGCCGGGGAGUCGGCUGCGCCAAAAUCCACGUUCGGUGUGCAAUAUGAUGAUGGAUGAGCCGGGAUGA